UGGACUGCAGAGCGAUACACCACCAUCACCAUGUGGCACUGUUUUUAAUCAUCAUCAUCGUCAUGAACACAGUCAACCUUGGCCUCUGAACGCUAUGCUGAAGAAGAGGGAGAAGAAGAAUGGGCAAGGCUCAAAGCAAAGACCCCGCCGACAAGACUACGGGCAUGACGAAGUGGGAAUGUCACCUCGUACUGGACACCUGGCGCACGUUCUGUACCGACAACCAGCAAGCUGGCGUCCUCAUCUUCAGCGCCUUUCUUACGCAGAACCCGCACCUGCUACCACUCUUUCAUCGGUUGCGUGCCAUGCCACUGAAGAUGCUGCCCAGCGAUCCUACCUUCCGGGCCCACGCCUGCAGUGUGGCUUACCAGAUCACGGCCAUGGUGAACAGCGCCGACGAUAGCGUCCUGUUGGAGGCACUGGUCCGAAAGAACGCCCUUGCUCACACCGCCAGGCCGGGCGUGUAUCCGCAGCACUUCGACAUCUUGGCAAGUGUCAUCAUGAAGGUGUUGCAGUCAAAGGAAGAGAAAACACGGCUUACACCCGCCGCUGUCACCGCUUGGAAGAAACUAUUCGAGGUGGUGACCCGCAGCAGGACGAGGAAUGGCAGCAGGCCCUCGCGCGUCAGCGCGCUGCAUCUGCGUGUGUCUGGUGCCUGGUGUCCCUGUCCGCUGCUGCCGUGCUCUGCCUAGUGCUGCUCUCCCUGCGCAAUGACAAAGGACUCUCAGCUGUGCUGUCACGUGCCAUAGACGCAGCACUUGCGCUACGCCUGGGAGGCUACCGCUGACUGUGCGCUCAAGUCAAUGGGCACCUUUCAAUUUUCGUUUUUUCAUUUUUGUCGCUUCCGCGAAAUAUGAGUAGUGAGCUUGUACGCCACUGCACAAAAUAAAAUAAAUUAUGCAGUAUUCCUGUCGCGAAAACAAUAAGGUUAUUUUACAUAUUUCACCAAGAUUACAAGAUUGCGAAAACCUUAAACGCAGGUUGCCAUUUAUUUUUCGAAUGUCGCACAUGUUGAAGGAAAAUUAGCGCUACCCCCACUUUUCAAGUAGCGGCUACGGAUCAGAAAAUGAGCAGCUUCGUGCAGUUUAAAAAAAGUAAAUUUAAGUAAGUUGGUACUUUUUGGUGAA
This is a messenger RNA of Dermacentor andersoni, 1127 nucleotides long. Its product is annotated as hemoglobin F-I-like. Gene Ontology annotation, molecular function: oxygen binding; heme binding. The record is from RefSeq and is a predicted model, not a curated record. NCBI's taxonomy places the organism in Eukaryota, Metazoa, Arthropoda, Arachnida, Ixodida, Ixodidae.